UUCAAGGAAGAAGAGAAGCUCUUCUUGCACCACACACAGAGAGAAACAUGAAGAGAGAGGCGAUGGAAGGAUCAGAUAGUGCUCCGAUGACAUACGAAGAGCACGAAGAACUUCUAUCGUGCAUACGAGACCAUAGAGCGAGGUUGGGCGUUGAGGCUCCCAAGGUCGAAGUCAGGUUCGAGGAACUGUCGGUGGAGACGGAGGCGACAGUUCGGAAGAGGGUUCUUCCCACCCUCCCCAAUGCCGUCAUCAACACUGCUCAGGAGCUCAUGGGAUGGCUAAGAUUCUACCAAGCAAACAGGAAGCCUGUCAAAGUGCUAAAUGGUCUGAGAGGAAUUGUAAAGCCUUCUAGGAUGACACUUGUCCUUGGGUCUCCAGGAUCUGGAAAGUCAACAUUUUUGAGAGCUUUGUCUGGAAAACUAGACCCUAGUUUAAAUGUCACAGGAAAAGUCACAUAUAAUGGACAAAAGAUGAAUCACUAUAUCUCCCAAAGGAUGUGUGCAUAUGUUAGCCAAUAUGACCUCCAUCAUUCUGAGAUGACAGUGAAGGAGACAAUGGAGUUCUCUAGAAAAAUGCUAAAAGCUGGAAAUGAAAUUGAGAUGCAUAAAGCUGUGAGCACAGCGAAAAUAGAAGCAAGCAUCCAAGAAGAGAGAAACAUUAGUGCCAUGGAAAACGAUUCUUCAAAAGAUGAAGGGAGCUUCAUAACCAACUACAUUCUGAAGAUACUUGGCUUGCAUGAGUGUGCAGACAUAAUAAUAGGUGAUGAGAUGCGAAGGGGAAUAUCUGGAGGACAAAAGAAACGAGUCACAAUUGGGGAAAUGCUAGUGGGGUUAGCACAAUGCUUUUUCAUGGAUGACAUUUCAACUGGGCUUGAUAGCUCCACUACUUUUCAAAUCGUCAAGUUCUUGCAGCAGAUGACACAUGUUUUGGAUCUCACCAUGGUUAUAUCUUUGCUUCAACCUACUCCAGAGGUAUUUGAGCUAUUUGAUGACAUCAUCCUUUUAUGUGAGGGACAAAUUGCUUAUCAAGGACCACGAGAAGAUGUUCUUGCAUUUUUUGAAUCAAUGGGAUUGGGAUGUCCUGAUAGAAAAAAUGUCGCAGACUUCCUCCAAGAGGUAAUGUCAAAGAUGGAUCAAGCACAAUAUUGGAUGGGUAACAAAAGCACAUACCAGUAUCUAUCUGUGCAAAAGUUUUCAGAUUCUUUUGAAUCUUCCCAGUUUGGCCGGCUUCUUCAAGAACAGUUGCAAAAGCCAUCUAGCAUUGAGGAGAGUGAACAAAUGGUCAAACUAAAAGAGAUAUAUAAUGUUCCAAAGUGGGAGAUAUUCAAGGCUUGCUUCUCAAGGGAAAAGUUAUUGAUGAAGAGGAACUCUCCAGUUCACAUAUUCAAAACCAUACAGAUAGUACUCUUGGCAUUUGUGAUUAUGACAAUCUUCCUGCGAACAAAAAUGAAACAUCAGACAGUAGCUGAUGGGUACCUUUACAUGGGAGCCAUAUUUGCUGGAGUGGUGAUAGUGAAGUUCAAUGGCAUGACAGAAUUAUCAAUAAUGGUACAAAGACUUCCUAUCUAUUACAAGCAGAGGGAAGUACUAUUUUUGCCAGGAUGGGCUCUCCUUCUAUCUAUAACAGUCCUUAGCCUCCCAAUGUCAUUCAUUGAAGCAGGUCUAUGGACAAGUCUAACAUACUAUGUGGUUGGCUUUGCACCAUCAGCAGUUAGAUUCCUGCAACAGUUCUUGGCUCUUUUCUGUGUGCAUCAGAUGUCAACGUCACUUUUCCGUUUUAUAGCUGUUGUUGGGAGGACACAACUUAUGGCUAACACACUUGGGACUGCAACUCUAGUGUCAAUCUACAUUCUUGGUGGUUUUGUCAUAUCAAAAGAUGAUAUCCAACCAUGGUUGGUCUGGGGUUACUGGUUGUCUCCUAUGACGUAUGGUCAGAAUGCUGUAGCAAUCAAUGAAUUUCUUGAUCAGAGAUGGAAUAUGAAAACUGAGAAUGGAGAAAGCACAGGGGAUACAGUUGGGAAGACCAUUUUGAGAUCAAGAGGGAUGUUAACAGAGUGGCAUUGGUUUUGGUACAGCGUGAUGAUAUUACUCUUAUUUGCUCUGGUCUUCAACAUUCUCAGCAUCUUUGCACUUGAAUAUCUAAGAGCUCCACAGAAAAGCCGUUCGAACAAAAAUAUGUGGCCUAAGGAUUUCAAAAGGAUCGCCGUAUCUGAUGACCAAGCAACUACAGGGACAUCCCAAAGUAGGAUGUCUCUACCAUUCCAGCCUCUGAAAAUGGCAUUCAGCAAUAUUAAUUAUUAUGUUGACAUGCCAAAGCAAUUGAAGAAAAAUGGAAUGAAGGAAGAUAGACUUCAGUUAUUACAGGAUGUCUCUGGAGUUUUUAGACCUGGAGUACUAACUGCGUUGAUGGGGGUGACAGGUGCUGGAAAGACCACAUUAUUAGAUGUUUUGGCAGGAAGAAAAACUGCAGGACACAUUGAAGGAAGCAUCAAAAUAUCUGGAUAUCCAAAAAAGCAAGAAACCUUCGCUAGGAUUUCAGGAUACUGUGAACAAUCAGAUAAUCACUCCCCCUGCCUAACAGUUUUUGAGUCUUUAUGGUACUCAGCAUGGCUUCGUCUUCCGUCCAAUGUUGAUGCGAACACAAGAAAUAUAUUCAUAAAUGAGGUUAUGGAACUGGUUGAGUUAAAGUCAUUGAAGAAUGCUAUGGUAGGCUUACCAGGAGUAAGUGGACUUGCAGCAGAAGAGCGGAAACGAUUGACAAUUGCAGUAGAGUUAGUUUCUAGCCCUUCUAUCAUAUUCAUGGAUGAACCCACAACAGGUUUAGAUGCUCGAGCUGCUGCAAUUGUCAUGAGAACAGUUAGGAAGGCAGCAGAUACUGGGCGUACUAUUGUCUGCACAAUCCAUCAACCAAGCAUUGACAUAUUUGAAGCUUUUGAUGAGUUGCUUCUUAUGAAAAAAGGAGGGCAGCUAAUAUAUGGAGGGCCUUUGGGCAAGUUAUCCAAAACCAUGAUACAAUACUUUGAAGGUAUUUCGGGAGUACCAAAGAUAAGAGAUGGUCAAAAUCCUGCUACAUGGAUGUUAGACGUCACUUCUCCUAACAUGGAAUAUAAGCUUGGCGUAGAUUUUGGAAAUAUCUUUCGCAAUUCAUCUGCAUACAUAAGGAACAUGAAAAUGGUUGAUGAGAUGAGCAAAAGACAAAGUAAUGCAGAAGACAUACACUUUACAUCCAAGUAUGCAAAAGGUUUUUGGUCGCAGUGUGUAUCUUGCCUGUGGAAACAGCACAGAUCUUACUGGAAAAAUCCAGAACACAAUGUAGUUCGUUUCAUCAUCACGAUUACAGUAUCAGCGCUAUUUGGCAUAGUCUUCCUUGAUAUUGGUUCCAAAUUAAGGAUGGAACAAGAUGUUUUCAACAUUCUAGGAGCAAUGUACGGCUCAGCAUUGUUUAUUGGCUUUGCAAAUGCUAGUGUAGUACAGCCUAUUGUGGAAAGGGAGAGGACUGUAUUUUAUCGUGAAAGAGCAGCCGGAAUGUAUUCUUCUAUGCCAUAUGCCAUUGCUCAGGUGGCCAUUGAAAUCCCUUACAUUCUAAUCCAAGCAAUACUUUUCUCAGUCAUCGUUUAUCCAAUGAUUGGAUUCCCAUUUGUUGCAGCCAAGUUCUUCUGGUUCAUGUUCUUCUUGCUCUUAAGUUUUAUAUACUUUGUCCUCUUUGGGAUGAUGACGGUUGCACUAACACCUAACCAGCAAAUAGCGGCACUUUUGUCUUUCUUCCUCUUCAUUAUAUGGAACAUGUUCUCAGGAUUCUUUGUUCCUAGAAAGAUGAUACCAAUUUGGUGGAGAUGGUAUUACUGGGCUGAUCCUGCUGCAUGGACUGUCUAUGGUCUAAUGGUUUCACAGCUAGGAGACAAAGAAGAUCCCCUAAUUGCGGCAGGGACGUCAGGUGAAACAGUGAAAGAUUUCCUCAAGGGAUAUCUUGGACUACAGGAAAGCUAUCUACCGCUCAUUGUGUCACUUCACAUCGCAGUGAUCGUCCUAUUCUUGUUCGUUUUCGGCUUCAGCAUCAAGUAUCUGAAUUUCCAGAGAAGAUAGGCUGCACCAAUUCCUUAUUCUUUUAUACAAUCAAAAGUCGAUUACCGUCAACUCCAGCUUAAAGGAAGACAUGGAGUUGAUCCCAACAAUGACAUUAGAGUGCUAAUGACGGCCUCUAACAUUGUUAUCAACCCUAAAUUUCUUCACAUUUGUAAUGUUUGCAUCAAAUUGUUAUAUAAAUCAAUAAUUGUUAGA
Molecule: messenger RNA, 4277 nt
Organism: Musa acuminata AAA Group (dessert banana)
Lineage: Eukaryota; Viridiplantae; Streptophyta; Magnoliopsida; Zingiberales; Musaceae
Product: ABC transporter G family member 45
Exons: 22
Coding region: 48-4082 (1344 amino acids)
Cellular component (GO): membrane
Molecular function (GO): ATP binding; ABC-type transporter activity; ATP hydrolysis activity
Source: RefSeq, a predicted model, not a curated record